UAAACAAAAUGGCUGCGCCCAUGGAGUAAUGUGUGCCAUUGCGUUUUGUGGAAGCGAAUGAGUUCUUGCUGGACCACAUUUUUCACUUUCGUUGGUAACUUUUCAUUAAAUAUUUGCAUACCAUACACACUUAAGAUUAUGUUCAAUGAAAGUGGAUCGCUGAAAUAUCAAACAAUUGAACGAGCGGCCGGCCAGAGCUAGCUAGUAGCUGCAGAGGCGCAGAAACUGGAGCUAGGUAGCCAUGAAUGGUCAAUCAGCCAGGAUUCUGGAAGCAGCGUCAGGACUGCUGAGCAAUGCUGCCAGGGUACCCAAUUCAGUCAAAACACUGACCUUCAAAACCUUCAAAUGUUCUACUUGUUUAUGUGACCAGGGUCCAUGUAUUUAUCCGCACAUCAAAAACCCAAUCUGGUGGACUCAAGCAAAGAGUGUUACAGCUCUGGCAGUCAGUACCCAUACAUGGUUAAGCACAGUUCAUGGACUUCGUCAUCCAAAAUUGUACAGCACAAGCAGUCCUCAGAAAGCCGAUGAUGAACAAGGGGCGAAAGAUGAUAUGCUGUCUUCGGGAGAGUCGCCCGUCAAAGCAAACUUGGCUGAAAAUGAGGCAGCUUGUGGAAAGAAAAGGAAAGGGAAGAUGAAUCGGUAUGUGAAGAGAGCCUCCAAAGCAACAGAGAAAAUGAAAGAAAAAAUGGCUGACAAAGUCAAAGAUAUAAAAGAGAACAUAUUUACCAUCCCCAAUCUCUUGUCCACAACACGCCUGGUCAUGUCCCCUGUUCUGGGCUACCUGGUCAUUCAGGAGUGCUACACGCUGGGUACUUGCUUGUUUGUCAUGGCUGGGAUCACAGACUUGCUGGAUGGUUUUAUAGCUCGAAACUUCAGGAAUCAGCAGUCUGUUCUUGGAUCCAUCAUUGAUCCACUGGCUGACAAGUGCUUGGUGGCCAUCCUCACGCUUAGCCUGACUUUCAGUGGCCUUAUCCCUGUUCCCCUAACCAUCCUGAUGGUAAGCAGGGAUGUUGGCCUGGUAGGCAGUGUUUUCUAUCUCCGGUACCAGUCCCUACCACCGCCACGGACGGUCAGCCGAUUCUUUGAUAUCACCCACGCCACCGUCCAGCUCAAGCCCACCACCAUAAGCAAGUUGAACACAGCUGUUCAGCUCGGUCUCGUAGGCUUCACCUUGGCAGCUCCAGUCUUCCAUUAUGUGGACCAUCCCUUGCUGCAUGCACUUUGGUACGCCACGGCAGCAACAACCAUUCUUUCAGGCUUCAGCUACGUCUUCAGCAAAGAUGCAUUCAAGUUCCUGCGAAAAUAGACAAGAAUGUUCAGCAUCAUUGCCAAAGCUGGUUAUUUGGCAGUCCUGCAACCUCUUCCCCAGCCCAACAAUAGGGGGUUUGAGGACUUUCGAUUUGAGCUUGUGGACAUUUUAUUUUGGGGAUAAGGAUGCAGGAAACCGAUUCUUUGUGGUUCUCUGUCUAUAUGAAAGAGCAACUCAAAGGAAAACAUGUUUUUUUUUAAUUUAUCUGUUCAAAUAAAUAGGGAAGCAUA
This is a messenger RNA of Acanthaster planci (crown-of-thorns starfish), 1539 nucleotides long. It is a transcript of the gene crls1, whose product is annotated as cardiolipin synthase 1. Gene Ontology annotation, biological process: cardiolipin biosynthetic process. Gene Ontology annotation, cellular component: mitochondrion; membrane. Gene Ontology annotation, molecular function: cardiolipin synthase (CMP-forming) activity. The record is from RefSeq and is a predicted model, not a curated record. NCBI's taxonomy places the organism in Eukaryota, Metazoa, Echinodermata, Asteroidea, Valvatida, Acanthasteridae.